Lemur catta (Ring-tailed lemur) is the source of this 1897-nucleotide messenger RNA. RefSeq names its product scavenger receptor class B member 2 (gene SCARB2). Lineage: Eukaryota; Metazoa; Chordata; Mammalia; Primates; Lemuridae. The transcript is spliced from 12 exons. Gene Ontology annotation, biological process: receptor-mediated endocytosis; protein targeting to lysosome. The record is from RefSeq and is a predicted model, not a curated record. Gene Ontology annotation, molecular function: scavenger receptor activity. Bases 200 to 1636 code for a protein of 478 amino acids. Gene Ontology annotation, cellular component: lysosome; cytoplasm; membrane.
GCCCGCGAGCGUCACGGCCCCGCGCGCUCCCUCCGCCCUCCCGGGCUGCGCCAGCGGAGGGAAACCGAAAGCAAAGCCGCGUCCCCCGGCGCGCGGCCCCGCCUGCCCGGUGCACCGGGAGGCCUGCGCCUUCGGGCCGCGGCUCCUCCGUGCUCGCAGCUGGGUCGCCGGCGCGGCCCGCCCGUGAGCGGCGCGCAGCAUGGGCAGGUGCUGCUUCUACGCGGCGGGGACGUUGUCCCUGCUCCUGCUGGUGACCAGCGUCACGCUGCUGGUGGCCCGGGUCUUCCAGAAGGCCGUGGACCAGACUAUCGAGAAGAAUAUUGUGUUAAGGAAUGGCACGGAGAUCUUUGACUCCUGGGAGAAGCCCCCUGUGCCCGUGUACACCCAGUUCUAUUUCUUCAACGUCACCAAUCCAGAGGAGAUUCUCAGAGGGGAGGCCCCUCGGUUAGAAGAAGUGGGGCCAUACACCUACAGGGAACUCAGAAACAAAGCAAAUAUUCAAUUUGGAGAUAAUGGAACAACAAUAUCUGCUGUUAGCAACAAGGCCUAUGUUUUUGAACGAAACCAAUCUGUUGGAGACCCUAAAAUUGACUUAAUUAGAACAUUAAAUAUUCCUGUAUUGACCGCCAUGGAAUGGUUCCAGGCCCACUUCCUUAGGGAGAUCAUCGAGGCCGUAUUGAAAACCUACGAACAGAAGCUCUUCGUGACUCACACAGUUGACGAAUUGCUCUGGGGCUACAAAGAUGUGAUCUUGUCCCUCCUCCAUCCUUUCAGACCUGAGAUCUCUCCUUAUUUUGGCCUGUUCUAUGGGAAAAAUGGGACGAAUGAUGGAGACUAUGUUUUUCUAACUGGGGAAGACAAUUACCUUAACUUUACAAAGAUUGUGGAAUGGAAUGGAAAGACGUCACUUGACUGGUGGACAACAGAGAAGUGCAAUAUGAUUAAUGGAACGGACGGAGAUUCUUUUCACCCGUUAAUAACCAAAGAUGAAGUCCUGUAUGUCUUCCCAUCUGAUUUUUGCAGGUCAGUGUAUAUAACUUUCAGUGACUUUGAGAGUGUACACGGACUGCCUGCCUUUCGAUAUAAAGUACCUGCAGAAAUAUUAGCCAACACCUCAGACAAUGCUGGCUUCUGCAUACCUGAAGGAAACUGCCUGGGCUCAGGAGUUUUGAAUGUCAGCAUCUGCAAGAAUGGUGCACCCAUUAUUAUGUCUUUCCCGCACUUUUACCAAGCAGAUGAGAGGUUUGUUUCUGCCAUAGAAGGCAUGCAUCCAAAUAAGGAAGAUCACGAGACAUUUGUGGACAUUAAUCCCUUGACUGGAAUGAUCCUAAAAGCAGCCAAGAGGUUCCAAAUCAACAUUUAUGUCAAAAAAUUAGAUGACUUUGUUGAGACGGGAGACAUUAGAACUAUGGUUUUCCCAGUGAUGUAUCUUAAUGAGAGUGUUCUCAUUGAUAAAGACACUGCAAGUCGACUGAAGUCCGUGAUCAACACUACUUUGAUUAUCACCAACAUACCCUACAUCAUCAUGGCACUGGGCGUGCUCUUUGGUUUGGUCUUCACCUGGCUUGCAUGCAAGGGUCAGGGAGCCAUGGAUGAGGGAACAGCAGAUGAAAGAGCACCCCUCAUACGAACCUAACCGUCGCCUGAGCUUGGUAAAGGAACUGCGGGAGCUGUCCUGACCCGGACCAGGGCGUGGGGAGGCCCUCUGCAUCCUCACAGGCUCGCUGCCCGGGGGAAGGAGGGGACAGGCACAGUGCUGGCAAGUGACGAGGGCAUUCUGGCCAGAGGUUAAAGGACAGGCUGACAUGGCUGGCCAUUAUGCUCUGUUAAAUCAUGUGGUCUCUGAAAUUGUCUUUUCACGUGUCUGGCAAGUAUUUAAUAAACCCUUGUAUAGUAA